Molecule: messenger RNA, 885 nt
Organism: Adelges cooleyi (spruce gall adelgid)
Lineage: Eukaryota; Metazoa; Arthropoda; Insecta; Hemiptera; Adelgidae
Product: UPF0235 protein C15orf40 homolog
Exons: 3
Coding region: 157-687 (176 amino acids)
Cellular component (GO): cytoplasm
Source: RefSeq, a predicted model, not a curated record
UUUUCAAGUUACUAUGAUAUCGAUAAUCGAGUCGACCGAAAAUAAUAACAUUACUGUCAAUUCGAACCAUCGAUUGACUUCAUUCCAUCAUACUAUCAUAACAGUUUAUAAGUUUUGCAGACUCAAGCAAAGCAAGUUCGUCACACGGCCCAAAUUAUGCGGUACGCUAUAAUUGUGAUGUGUUUGAAUUUAAGUGGAUUCAAUUUGCCAAUUGUGGAUUGCUAUGGCUCAGAUAACUCCUUAACCUUGACCAAAUAUCAGAAUUCUUACACGAUCAUCGACAGGCAGAAAAGAUUCAGCAAAAAAAAAAUUAAACCUAAAAAUUUGCCACCUAAAAUUGAACCGGAGCCUAUAAAGCCUGGGCCAAUAACAGAAGAUAAGUCCGGUAAUAUUGCCAUAAGAGUUAAUGCCAAACCUGGUGCAAAGAAAACAGAGAUUACAGACGUGAGCGCCGAUGCAAUUGACAUUAAAUUAAAAGCACCAGCCCAAGAAGGAAAAGCAAAUUCUGAACUAAUAAACUUUCUUUCGGAUGUAUUGAAUAUAAAAAAAAAUGAUAUAGAAUUGAAACGAGGUCACCAAUCUCGAGAUAAAACUGUCGUUGUGGGUGGAUCUGGCAACAGCCCAGAAAGUUUACAUAAAAAGGUUUUUGAUUGGAUUAAAAAUCCAAAGAAGAAGGGACGCUUUUAAUGAAUAAAUUGGUCAGUAUUUAUUAGAAAAAUGUAUCUGUAAAUUCUAAGUAUCAUAUUUUUAUCUAACACACUUGGAAAUUUGUACUUAUAAAAAAAAUAUUAGUAGAACCAUUAUUUUUAUGAAUCUAACAAUUGUUUAUAAUUAUGUUAUUAAUUUGAAUACAAAAGUAAAAACUUUGACUUAUUUCUAUGGAAA